Lactuca virosa is the source of this 630-nucleotide messenger RNA. The record is from the annotation of a GenBank genome assembly. Lineage: Eukaryota; Viridiplantae; Streptophyta; Magnoliopsida; Asterales; Asteraceae.
AUGAAUGAUAUUGAUGUUGAUGCCGGAUCAUCCUCGUCAGAAACAAACUUGAAAGAGCUGGUUGAUGCGUUUUGUUUCACAGGGCUUUCAAACGUAAACUCAGCUGUUUGGUUUAUUUAUGGCAGAAAAUACCAAUUCUUAUACAUAGGAAACGUCUAUCUAUUCGGCAGCUUCUGGUUCAUCAUGCGACUAUACUCCUUACCACUGACCACACUACUGGAAUUCCUCUUUGUUGUUUUACAAAAAAUUUAUGUAACCUCCAACAUGAACCUUGUACCGUUACCCAUGUUUAUUUUGGGCUCCGUAUUCAUCAUCAUUGGUGUUAUGGGUAUUUCUGUCAUUUACGUGUGGAAACAUGGUAAGAUUUUUGCCUUGGAUGAUGAGGAUGAGAUGAUGUUUAAGGAGAUUUUACAUUUUUUAUGCAUAAUUUUGGUGAAUGGGUACACGAUGUUGUGCAAGGGAUUUUUAAAAGAAGCAAACUAUGCAUGGCAAAUAUCGGGUGUUGGGCUUAUUGGGGUUUUAGGGUUUUUGGCUAUAAUAUGUUGUAUUUCAAGACUCAUUGGGCGAUGGAAAGAAUAUCGAAGGAGUCAGGUUCGUGUAGUAGCCACGAAUGAAGUGACUUCAUCAUGA